Messenger RNA from Polypterus senegalus (gray bichir), 2499 nucleotides. RefSeq names its product GTP cyclohydrolase 1 (gene gch1). Gene Ontology annotation, molecular function: zinc ion binding; GTP binding; GTP cyclohydrolase I activity. Lineage: Eukaryota; Metazoa; Chordata; Cladistia; Polypteriformes; Polypteridae. The coding region runs from base 230 to 952 and encodes 240 amino acids. Gene Ontology annotation, cellular component: cytoplasm. The transcript has 6 exons. Gene Ontology annotation, biological process: tetrahydrobiopterin biosynthetic process; tetrahydrofolate biosynthetic process. The record is from RefSeq and is a predicted model, not a curated record.
UCCACUUACAGAGCAGCAAAUGUGCAUGACGCAUGGAGCUGGGGCCGCCCUACGUUUAUAAAAGCAAAUGUGUGCCUGUCAGUCAAGGGAAAAGCUUUUAUCAACCUGCGGUGGUGUGUUUUGAAACCGGGAAAUUUUAAACUCGCCGGCUCGGUCUUACGCUGACCCCAGACUUCGGCUUACCGUAACAUAAUCAACCUCUUAUUAACCAGUGCCAGAAGGUUCAGCAAUGGAGCGCACAAAAGCUAAUCUGUCGGACAACCUAACUGGCACUCCUCAAACUGCCAACCGGCAUUUGGAAGAGCGGUUAGCUACAACGAAGUAUCCCGCACGGACUGGGUCUUCCCAAGGGGUCUGCGAAAAUGGGAUACCCCUCUCAACAGUGCCCGACAGCUGGAAGGAGGAGCGUACCCGCAGCUUGGAAGAUAACGAGAUGAGUUUGCCAAGCCUCGCUGCUGCCUACACUACCAUCCUGAGGGGGCUUGGAGAGGACCCCGAAAGACAGGGUCUCCUUAAAACUCCGUGGAGAGCCGCAACUGCUAUGCAGUACUUCACAAAGGGCUACCAGGAAAAGAUAACAGAUGUACUGAAUGAUGCUAUAUUUGAUGAAGAUCAUGAUGAAAUGGUGAUUGUCAAAGACAUUGAUAUGUUUUCCAUGUGUGAGCAUCACCUGGUGCCCUUCAUUGGCAAGGUGCACAUAGGCUACCUCCCGAACAAGAGGGUUCUGGGGCUCAGCAAACUUGCCAGAAUUGUUGAAAUCUACAGCCGGCGAUUGCAAGUCCAGGAGAGGCUCACCAAGCAGAUUGCUGUGGCCAUAACUGAAGCACUGAAGCCGGCUGGAGUUGGAGUUGUCAUCGAAGCCACGUACUUAUCACAUGUGUAUGGUUAUGCGUGGAGUUCAGAAGAUGAACAGCAAGACAGUGACCAGCACAAUGCUUGGAGUGUUCCGUGAGGAUCCUAAAACAAGAGAAGAAUUUCUGACACUUAUCAAGAGUUGAGACCUUGCAGCACUACUGCAAACCGCCUUUUUGGAAACGCAACGCCACUGCCAAAUACAUCUUCUAAAACCACCAUCCGCAGAACAAGAGGGACAUCUGCCAGAUUCAAUACAAGAAAAGAGACAUUGCUUCACCACAGACACACAUUCUAACCCGGAAUCCAGAAAUCCUGAGAAGAGGCACAACAAUGCUAAUAACUGACAUAAAACAAGUUCUUUAGAUGAGCAUAUAUGUUAUCUUUAAGGCUAUUACAUUUAAAUAAUCCAGUUUUAAUGAGUAAGCCUCCACAGAAUAUCAUUCAAAACUUAAUGCACAUAAAAAGCCAGCUUCAAAAAGGAUGCCAUUUUGUUUACACAUAUACAUUCCAUAUGCAGAGUGGUAUCAUUACUUUGUUCAAUGGUGCAUUACUACAUUUGACCUUCAGCUCCAGAUGGGAAUCAUCACAACAUCUGACAGGAAAUCAACUGAAUGCCUCUAACUGAGAGAACAACCAAAACAUGUCAUAUAGGAUAUCACCUAUGAACACUUGAGAAGUCUAAUUGAUGGUUCAUCUCCAGGCUUAGGGCCAGCAUUUGUUAAUUUUGGAUAUGUUGAAAUCCCCUUCAUCAUGUGACACAGUACUUUUAUAUGUACAUUUUGGAGUCUGGCAAGCUCCACUCUGUUGGUCUCUUCAGGUCGCGUUUGUUCAUUCAAGUUUCCUGCGGGUUGCAGUAGUGCACCUUGCAAUGAUUUGUGAACUACCACACCCUUUUUACAGUGUUUAAUAUCUCUGCUAUUUAUUUAUUUAUUUAUUUUUAUGAAGGUUUCAGAACUACUCUGAAUAUAUGUUGUAUAAAUUAGACUUUUAAUGUUCAAAUUGCUGUCUCUUGUGUCAGUCCUUUGAAUGUAGUUUCUCUUUCCCCUUUCUUGAAACAUCCUGUACUGUUGUCUGUAAUGUGAAAUACUAGUCUACAAUUUGUUGUCUUUGAAAUAAUUGUCAGGGUUGUUUGUGUAGAGCAAUUUCCUUUAAGUAGACUAUGUAGGAACAAAAUGUUGAGGUGAGAUGGUUAGUAGUAGUAGUCAUAGGAACAAUUUUGACAAUUGUGACACAGUUGUACCUGGAGGUCAGUGGGUACUACGCUGUCACUUCCUAAUAGUGAUACAUUUUGCAAUGUGUAUCCUCAGGCUUAAUUGGGAUGUUGUUAGUUCUAUGAGACAUUUCACCCAGAUGUUUCAUAUUCUGCUGGUUUUAUCAGGGCACUGGUUUUUUUUGGUUUGUUUUAGAAAAAACAGUAAUAGUCACUCCUGUUGAGUCUAUGUUCAUUACACCAUCCAUUAAUACAUAUGUGGCCAAAAUUUAUACUCAGGUAAUAUCUAACAUAUAGAUGGAUUUGUAUAAAAUGCAGAGGAAAGACAAGUUUUUAGAUUUAUAAUUGGACAAUACACUCAGCAUGACCAAUAUGCAAGGAAACCCCUUGGGCACUAUUCAGAUUGCCCUUGCUUUCUGAAAAAAAAAAAAAAA